AUGAUCCAAAACUUUGCGACGCGGCAACGCUCAUGCAUGCUCACUUCAGAGUCAAGCACUUCCAUUUCUGGGCUCGUCAAGUUCGCGAUGGUUCCGCCAUCACGUUCGCCAUUGAUGCAUGACUUACAGCCGUUGCCAGAAGUCAAUGCUGUCGACUUGCUUGCAGAUGACUUGGAGUCCCUGUCGCUCGAGACCGCAGAGGCAGAAAUCAGGAAGCAGAAGCGAAGAUCUGCUGCGCGCGACAAGACAGAAAACAAUAUCCAAAGCAGCGCUGCAAAGGUGUUCGCGAUCUUUGAGCUGGCCGAGCACAUACUGGAGGAUGUCCGUCCGCAAGACCUUUUCAUCUGGAAGCGCGUAAAUACUGCAUUCCGCGAUGUCAUCAACGAAUCUGCUCGCCUUCAGAAAGCCCUAUACGUCCCAGCAGCUUGCAGUGAGGAGGCAUCACCAUUUCAUGUGCCGGCUGUGCUACCGGAAUUCAUCUUCGACUGGCACACCGACCGUGAGAAGCAGGCCUGGCACCGGCCGUAUCCACAACUCAAGCAGGGAGAGUUGGAAAUCGCAAGCAUUUUCGAUGUUCCAGAACUGGAGGCAGACACUGCUUACACGUGGAUGUCGUUAUCGGUAGCCAGGCCGCUUGUCAAGCACGUCACCAUGUUGGUUCACAAGAGUUGCUUUGCGGUUAUCCACGAGGAGGAAGUCAAGCAAAAUGGUGGCGUAACUGUUGGAGAUCUGGUCAAUGCGGCGAUUCGCUACUUUGCACCUUUUCGCCAACACAAGUUGCCAUACCGAUAUCGCUUCGUGCUUCGGAAUGAAGAAUGCCGCCUUACUUUCGGAAUGGAAGAGGUUCAGGUCGGGGCAUCAGACAUGAAUCUGGCUCGGUUCUGCAGAGGAUACGGCAGAACAUACUCGCUUCGUAGGAGCGUCCUGAAGUCUCGGCAAUAUCCCCACGCCUACUUUCGCAAGAGCGUCAUCACCCGCUGGAUCCGGGGCGAGACUAUUCGAGAAUCCACUCCGGUUAUUCGAGAAUCCGGGCAUCCGAUCGCGGAGGAGGCCUAA
Messenger RNA from Pseudocercospora fijiensis CIRAD86, 1056 nucleotides. RefSeq lists its product as uncharacterized. NCBI's taxonomy places the organism in Eukaryota, Fungi, Ascomycota, Dothideomycetes, Mycosphaerellales, Mycosphaerellaceae. Bases 1 to 1056 code for a protein of 351 amino acids. The transcript is spliced from 6 exons. The record is from RefSeq and is a predicted model, not a curated record.